GGUGUUCAGUUGGCGGCGGACUGGUUUGGAGAGAGACGCGAAGAGAAAAGAAGAGAAGUAAAGAGAAGAGAGACAUGGCUUUCCUGCGAGGAGCGGUUCUGGCGCUGGUUCUUCUCAUCUGCCUGAACCGGAGCGUGCGUGGCAAAGUGGAGCUGACCAUGAAUGACAACCUGGAGGUGUACCUCUUUGACUCGGCGGAGAUCCCCUGCCGUUACAGCUUCACCGGUUUGGACAAAGAGCCCAGCUUUGUCAUGAUCCAGUGGUUUGUGAGAGCUGCAGGAAACGGCUCCCGGAUGCGGAUCUUCUACAGCGACGCCAGUCAACAAAUAGUGGACAACAACACAGACUACAGCGGCCGCAUCGAGGUGACUUCGGACCAGAGAGGAACCACGCUCUUAGUUCGAAACGUCCAGCUUUCAGACGAGAAGGAGUUCUUCUGCCAGGUCAAUGGGCUGGCUGCUGGUUAUGCUGAGCGCAAGACUCACCUGAGAGUUUUCGCUCCUCCAGAGGCUCCCGUCAUUGAAGGCAUCCCUUCUGGGAUUUCUGUGACCAACACGAUGCCGUCCAAGGUGGCAUCAUGUGAGGCUAGAAAUGGUUUUCCUAAACCCAACAUCACCUGGUACAGGAACGACGAGCCACUGAUCCCAGCCGCUGGACAGGUAAACGUGAUCAUCCUGGUGACCCGGGAGUACAGAGGGUUCUACUCUGUGCAGAGCACGCUGGAGUACAAGCUGGCGAAGGAGGACAAGGACUCCCGCUUCUCCUGUGAGGUCAGCUUUUCUGUCCCGGGAGCCGUCAGGACCAUGGCGUCCCACAGCAUCAACGUCACCGUUCACUACCCCACCACCAUGGUGGAGCUGUGGAAGGAGUUGCCGCAGGGCUUGGUCAAAGAGGGGGAUACUGUGGAGCUGCGUUGCCAGGGUGACGGCAACCCCCCGCCGCCCUUCAUUUUCAGCAAGGAACAAGAGCCAGACGUGGAGCUGGAGAGCGGCGGCGAUGUGUUGGUGCUGCCGUCCGUGUCUCGGAAAGACAGCGGCGUCUACCAGUGUCGGCCGCUGGACUCUGCUGGACAAGCGGAGGUCAAAGGAGAGGUCCAGCUCACCGUGCAUUACUUGGACCCCGCAGUAGUGGUUCCUAAAGACUCAGAGGUUAUGCUUAAAGGCGAAAAUCUGGUAGCAUCCUGCAACGCCCUGUCCUCCCUGAAAACCGUAACUGUCUGGUACAAGGACGGAAAGCAGGUGGGUCACGGUAACACGCUGCACCUGGACGAUGCCACCUAUGAAACCAGCGGGGAGUACAUUUGCGAGGUGACCGUUCCCUCCCUGCCCUCCCUUCACACCAGCGGCUCGGUCCACAUCAUCGUCCAAGGUGGUCCUCAGGUGGUGGGUGUGGAGGAGGAGGUCCAGCUGGAGGAAGUGGCAGGCAGGACGGUGAACCUGAGCUGUGAGGCUCGGGGACAUCCUCCACCCAGCAUCUCCUGGAACAUCGUUGGCAGCCAGAACUGGCAAGAAGUGAUGAGCAAAGCAAACGACCACAUGACUCACAGCAUGGUGUCGAUCAAGGUCAACUCGGACGUCACCGCUGUUUGUAACGCGUCCAACGACAUGGGCACUGAAGUCAAGGUUUUCAGCAUUAAAGCCAUUCCCAGAGUCACCCGCACUGCUCCCUUCUCUCCCGUUGAAGGCAGCGGGGUGAUCAUAGUGGUGAUCAUACUGUGUUUGCUGCUGCUCGCCUUCCUUGGAAGCAUCCUCUACUUCCUGCAUAAGAAGGGAAAGAUCCCCUGCGGACGUUCAGGCAAACAGGAGAUCACCAAAGAGAAGCCCACCAAGGACGACAUCGUUGUGGAGAUGAAGAACAACCCAAAGAACGAGGAUGCUGUGCUGCUAAAGGCUGUGAACGGCGAGAAGAAAGGUCCCAAUGACCAGGUAACUGUUGUGUAAAACUCCUGAAGGUUGUGCGGCGCCGCCUGAGGCAGCUCACAGAGCGUUUUGGAGCCCAGGAGGCCCGGGACGCUCCCGCUGACCUGAGAUCUGCAGACCGCCGCCUCCUCCCAGUCUGGACGUUCCCUCCCCGUUCCCUCCCUUCGUUCCCUCCCUUCGUUCUUGGUUCCCAGCAGUAUUCAGCAGAUUUUCCCGGGAACACAUGCCACACACCUUUCCCAGGUGUGUUUGUACAGAUCUGGAUCUCCUGAAUGAGGCUUUGCUUCAGCACUCAGUUUCCUCCCUAGUUUUCAGCUCUUUGCUGUUGUUUGGUGUUUGUACGAUGGUCAACCAUCCAUUUUUUUUUUUUUAUAAAAGUGUAUAUAUUAUAUUUUGUUAUUUAAGAUAUCUUGGCUCAGAUUUCCGGUUGAAAGCAGCAUCUGGCUUGUGUGCAUGUUUUUACAUAUUUUUAUUUUAACAUCCAGGUGAGAUUUCACUCAGGACGUGAUGUUGAGACCAAACGUUACAUCUGACAGAUUUGUAGAAACUCGCGUUACAUUCGACCCGAGCAGCAGAUUUCCUUUGAUUUCCUCCAGAGUGCGUUUAGUUUGCUCUGCAGGACCACCGGUGAAACCAGACGCACCGGCGGCCAUCUUUUCCAAACUGCUGUCAUGUUCUUGUACUGUUUGUAAAUACGUUUAGAUUAGAGACCUGCUAGAAGAAGCCGGGGAGACUUCCUGAAGCUCAACAUCUGCUGUGCCUGUUUUUUUUUUGUUUUUUUUGUAAUUGUUUUUUUACAUCAAACACUGAAUUUAUUUUUCUUGAACCUGUUUUUUUCUGUGUGUUGCCACUGAGAGGUGAAGGACUGAAGGUCCCAUGUGUUUCUGCUACGUUUGGGCAGACGAUGCUUUUAUUUUGUACCUUUUUGUUGUAAGAAUCCAGAAAGAUCACUGUGACAGAACCCUGGAAGGUUUAACAUUUACUUUAUUUGAUUUGGAAACAAGGUGUACAUUUCAAUUUUUAUUUUAUAUCUAAAAUAAAAUAAAACGCAGGCGUCUUUAAACAGUAACUUAAUUUGGUUCAAUUACAAUUUAGAACAUAUUAAAACCAAUAUACGUUUAGAAAACCAAAUUUUUUCAUGUAUACAAUUUUGCUAAACAAUUCAAUCAAAAUAUCAAGCAUGUAAACUUUCUACAAUAAAAUUAAAUGGAAUCAAAAUUCGGAAAAUGAAUUUAAUUCUGCUGCAUCACGUUAAAUUCACAGAUCGCUGCAAGAGUUUUUUUGGAGGGACCACAAACAUAAAAAAAUUAACAGAUUCAAGGUUUGGGUUUCUAAAUUCCUCCAAUCUUUUCCAGAUGGAGGUGAAACAUUUUGGAUUUUACAUUCUUUAAUAAAACAAGCCUCAAAGCUCCACUUAAGAAAACAUAAAAUAAUGUUAUGUUCAUGGACAGAGUCGUUCAUUCACUGACCGUUUUUUGUUUUUUUUUGGCUCUUCGGCUUCAUGUUUCAGGAAAGCGCUCUUGCAGCUCUGUGAGUCGGACGUAAUUAUAGCGGCUGGAGCCACAAACUGACCCAGAAAACAUGCAGCUGGGCUCCUUUAAACGCUGCCGUUGUGAAUAUUCCUCCCUGUAUAUUUUAUUUUGAAAAGGUUCUUUUAUUACUCAGUGAGUGCGACACUGCCCUGAUGACUUGCAACAUUUACAAGUAGUGAAAUAUUUUCAGUUUUCUGUCGUUUCGUCCCGCUUGGAUAGACGAGAAGCGACACCGCCGGCGUUGUUGAGUUAAACGCAGAUUUCCGAUCGGAUCCAUGAUUCUGCAUCUUAUCUUUUUUUUUUUGUUCAGUGGUGAGAAAACGUUUGAAACGGAUCCUUAUGAUUAUCUUUUCUACAUGCGUGUAAAUUAAGUGCUCUACAUGUGAUUCUCUGAUGCUUGUUUUUUUUUUUUUUGUUUUUUUUUUUUUUUUUUUACAAGAAAAUAAUGCCAAAUAAAGGUUCCA
This is a messenger RNA of Fundulus heteroclitus (mummichog), 3915 nucleotides long. RefSeq names its product melanoma cell adhesion molecule a (gene mcama). NCBI's taxonomy places the organism in Eukaryota, Metazoa, Chordata, Actinopteri, Cyprinodontiformes, Fundulidae. Bases 75 to 1940 code for a protein of 621 amino acids. Gene Ontology annotation, biological process: angiogenesis. Gene Ontology annotation, cellular component: plasma membrane. The record is from RefSeq and is a predicted model, not a curated record. The transcript has 16 exons.